UAGAAAACAGCUUUACAUCUGAGAAUAUAAACUGGCAACAACAGACCAAUCACAAUCAGUCCGCGGUAGACCACUCAGGAAAUCAACCUGGAUAUCAAUCCGGAAAUCAACUCGUUGAUCAAUCUGAUGAUCAACCUGUAAACCUGUCUGGAGAUGAAUCGAAAGGUCAAUCAGGAGAUCAAUCCAGUGAUCAAUCAGGAGAUCAAUUUGUUGAUCUAUCUAAUGAUCAAUCUAUAAACCUGGCUGGAGAUGAAUCUGAAGGUCAAUCCGGAGAUCAAUCCAGAGACCCAUCCAGUGAUCAAUCUGUUUUUCAAAUCAGAUUUCAAUCAAGAGAUCAAUAUGGGGAUCAAUAUAGAAUUAAAUCUGCAGAUCUUUCUUUAAAUCUGCCAGGAAUCAGAUCCUGGGAUGACUCUGGAUCUCAAACCUCAAGGAUUAUGAAGGAGCCAAAGCACAAAGUAUAUCCUGGAGCUAGAGUUGAACCUAAAGUUCAGGCUAAACUCGGAGCCUGGAUCAUCAACCCAAACCCUGAAUAUGCUAAGGUUAAAAAUAUUUAUUUUAUUGAUAGUUUUCUGCAGAAACGUUUUUUAGCAUCACCUUUAAGCGACAGCUAG
Molecule: messenger RNA, 611 nt
Organism: Eurytemora carolleeae
Lineage: Eukaryota; Metazoa; Arthropoda; Copepoda; Calanoida; Temoridae
Source: RefSeq, a predicted model, not a curated record